AUGCUCUCUCUCUCUUUCUCUCUCUCUCUCUUUCACUCUCUCUUUCACCCUCUCUCAUUUUCUUUCUUUCUUUCUUUUACUCUCUUUUUCUAUCUCUUUCUCUCUCACACUCUCUAUCUUUCUCUCUUUCAUUCUAUUACUCUCUUUUCUCUCUUUCUCUCACUCACUCUCUCUUUUGCACUUUUCUCUCUCUUUCUCUCACCUCAUUUAAUUUUAUUUGUUGCAAAUAAUGCUCUCUCUCUCUCGCUUUCUCUCUCUUUCUCUCUUUCUCUUUUUCUUUCACUCGCUUUCUCUUUGUCUUUCUCUAUCUUUCUCUCACUCUCUUUCUUUCUCUCUCACUCUCUCUUUUCUCUCUCUCUCUUUCUCUCUCUCUCUUUCUCUCUCUAUUUUUCACACACACUCUCUCUCUCUCUCUCUCUUGAUAUUGAGCACUAUACCUACAAAGAUACUUAUCUUAAAAAUCACUGUUUACACCUCAUUCUCGGAGAGUACCUCAGUCAUUUCUUUACAGACACACAUGUUAUUUAUUAA
Acanthosepion pharaonis is the source of this 531-nucleotide messenger RNA. NCBI's taxonomy places the organism in Eukaryota, Metazoa, Mollusca, Cephalopoda, Sepiida, Sepiidae. The record is from the annotation of a GenBank genome assembly.